UUGCGCGGCGGUAGAAUCGGCGGUGUUCUGAAAAAAAAAAUCUGACAGUGAACAUAAUUAAUAUCACAGUAUUACAAUCGAGUGUUUCUUUUAACUGUCCGCGACAAAAUGAUUCACGAGCUCUUGCUAGCUUUAAGUGGAUAUCCUGGCACCAUAUUCACGUGGAAUAAAAGGACUGGUCUACAGGUGUCCCAAGACUUGCCUUUUCUCCAUCCCAGCGAGACCAGUGUGUUGAACCGGCUUUGCAAACUUGGUUCCGACUACAUUCGCUUCACCGAGUUUAUUGAGCAGCACACAGGCCAUGUGCACCAGCAGGAACACCACCCUGCCCAGCCCAACCAAGGGGGACUCCAUGGGAUCUACCUUCGUGCUUUCUGCACUGGGCUGGACUCAAUGCUGCAGCCUUAUAGACAGGCCCUGCUUGACCUGGAACAGGAGUUCCUCGGUGAUCCCCAUCUGUCCAUUUCUCAUGUGAAUUACAUGCUGGACCAGUUUCAGCUGCUGUUCCCCUCCGUUAUGGUGGUGGUAGAGACCAUCAAAUCCCAGAAGAUCCAUGGGUGCCAGAUUCUGGAGACUGUGUACAAGCACAGCUGUGGAGGACUGCCACCUGUACGCAUGGCCUUGGAGAAGAUUCUGGCAGUGUGUCACGGCGUGAUGUACAAGCAGCUGGCUGCCUGGAUGCUGCACGGGCUGCUCCUGGAUCAGAGCGAGGAGUUCUUCGUGAAGCAGGGUCCCAGCGCUGGAGGCUCGGCGGCAGCCCAGGAGGAAGAGGAGGAGGACCUGGGCAUCGGAGGCCUGAGCGGAAAGCAGCUGAGAGAGCUUCAGGACUUGCGGCUAAUUGAGGAGGAGAACAUGCUGGCCCCGUCGCUGCAGCAGUUCUCUCUGCGCACCGAGAUGCUCCCCUCCUACAUCCCGAUCCGUGUGGCAGAGAAGAUCCUUUUCGUCGGGGAGUCAGUCCAGAUGUUCGAGAACCACAACCAGAACCCGUCCCGUGCUGGCUCCAUCCUGAAGCACCAGGAGGACACGUUUGCUGCCGAGCUGCACCGACUCAAACAGCAGCCCCUCUUCAGUCUGGUGGACUUCGAGAACCUCAUCGAUGGAAUUCGCAGCACGGUCGCUGAGCACCUGUGGACGCUGAUGGUGGAGGAGUCAGACCUCUUGGGGCAACUGAAGAUUAUUAAGGAUUUCUACCUGUUGGGGCGUGGCGAGCUCUUCCAGGUCUUCAUUGAUCAUGCACAGCACAUGCUGAAGACCCCACCCACCGCUGUCACGGAACACGAUGUCAAUGUUGCGUUUCAGCAGGCUGCUCACAAGGUGCUGCUGGAUGAUGACAAUCUGUUACCCCUGCUACACCUUACCGUCGACUACCAAGGAAAAGAGACCAAAGAGGCUGCUGGGGGUCGUGAGGGUGCCACACCUCCUCAGGAGACGUCUCCCCGGGAGGCUCCGCCCACUGGCUGGGCUGCUCUGGGAUUGGCCUACAAGGUGCAGUGGCCCCUGCACAUCCUGUUCACGCCUGCAGUCCUGGAAAAGUACAACGUGGUGUUCCGUUACCUGCUAAGCGUACGCAGGGUGCAGUCGGAGCUGCAGCACUGCUGGGCCCUGCAGAUGCAGCGCAAACACCUGAAAUCCAACCAGACCGAUGCAGUCAAAUGGAGACUGCGCAACCACAUGGCCUUCUUGGUGGACAACUUGCAGUACUACCUGCAGGUUGAUGUGCUGGAGUCUCAGUUCUCCCAGCUCCUGCAUCAGAUCAACUCCACCAGGGACUUUGAGAGCAUCAGACUGGCUCACGAUCACUUCCUGAGCAACCUCCUGGCACAGUCCUUCAUCCUGCUCAAGCCAGUGUUUCACUGCUUGAACGAGAUUCUGGAGCUCUGUCACAACUUCUGUUCACUGGUCAGUCAGAACACGGGCCCACUGGACGACCGGGGAACAGCCCAACUGGACAUCCUAGUCAAGGGCUUCAGUCGGCAGUCUUUUCUGCUCUUCAAGAUCCUGUCCAGUGUUCGCAACCACCAGAUCAACUCAGACCUGGCCCAGCUCCUGCUCCGGCUGGACUACAACAAGUACUACACCCAGUCAGGGGGGACCCUGGGGAGUUUUGGAUUGUGAUCCAGUUUCUGAAAAAGUCUUUGCAGCACUGAUAAGAGGAUCUUGACAUACAACUGGCAGGAAUGCUGUAGGGAGAGAUUCUGCAACACACGAUCCAAAAUGUUGGCUAUUCCUACUUUGUUGCAUGUCUCCUUGUGAUCGUGCUUCUCGUGGUUUUAAUUGUUAUGUUACACCUCAACACAUGCCCACAUCCUAAGUAUAAAGUUAUGUAUAGAGACUCAUAAGUAACUAAGAGUUUAACAACAUCUCUCAUA
Messenger RNA from Megalops cyprinoides (Indo-Pacific tarpon), 2369 nucleotides. RefSeq names its product tubulin, gamma complex associated protein 4 (gene tubgcp4). The transcript is spliced from 18 exons. The record is from RefSeq and is a predicted model, not a curated record. Gene Ontology annotation, molecular function: gamma-tubulin binding; microtubule minus-end binding. Gene Ontology annotation, cellular component: gamma-tubulin complex; spindle pole; centrosome. The coding region runs from base 109 to 2115 and encodes 668 amino acids. NCBI's taxonomy places the organism in Eukaryota, Metazoa, Chordata, Actinopteri, Elopiformes, Megalopidae. Gene Ontology annotation, biological process: spindle assembly; cytoplasmic microtubule organization; microtubule nucleation.